Messenger RNA from Vitis riparia (riverbank grape), 1179 nucleotides. RefSeq names its product phosphoglucan phosphatase LSF2, chloroplastic. The transcript is spliced from 5 exons. The record is from RefSeq and is a predicted model, not a curated record. Gene Ontology annotation, molecular function: carbohydrate phosphatase activity; protein tyrosine/serine/threonine phosphatase activity; starch binding. Lineage: Eukaryota; Viridiplantae; Streptophyta; Magnoliopsida; Vitales; Vitaceae. Gene Ontology annotation, cellular component: chloroplast. Gene Ontology annotation, biological process: starch catabolic process; protein dephosphorylation. Bases 44 to 895 code for a protein of 283 amino acids.
AGGCAAAUCUAAGAGGAGAAAAAAGAGGAAGAAUCCAGAGAAAAUGGGAGCUAUUGGCAACAGCUGUUUUCAUUUGGCCUUCAAAAACCCACUUGAAAAUGGCGUGGUAUUGAUGAAGAACAAAUCUUCAUGUAAGCUCAUGGUUCCAAGCAACUCAUUCAAAGUGAAGAGGAUUUCUUGCAAACUGCCUGAAAGUGGGGUUGAAGAAAGCGCCACUAGCAAUAGGGUCUCAAACUCCAAUAACAGGAUGGAAGAUUACAAUACAGUCAUGAAGGGGAUGAUGAGGAAUCCAUAUGAGUAUCACCAUGAUCUUGGCAUGAAUUACGCAUUGAUCACUGAUCAUUUGAUUGUGGGCUCCCAGCCUCAGAAACCUGAAGAUGUGGAUCAUCUGAAACAGAAAGAGAAUGUGGCCUACAUCCUAAAUCUGCAGCAGGACAAGGAUGUUGAGUAUUGGGGGGUUGACUUACCAUCUAUAAUAAAAAGAUGUAAAGAACUUGAAAUCCGUCACAUGAGAAGGCCGGCAAGAGAUUUUGAUCCAGAUUCCUUGAGGAGUGGAUUACCUAAAGCUGUUUCGUCGAUGGAAUGGGCCAUCUCAGAGGGAAAAGGAAAGGUAUAUGUACAUUGUACAGCCGGAUUGGGGAGGGCACCAGCCGUUGCAAUUGCUUACAUGUUCUGGUUUUGUGGCAUGGAUCUGAAUACAGCCUAUGAUACGCUUACAUCAAAGAGACCGUGCGGACCCAGUAAACAAGCAAUACGUGGAGCUACUUACGAUCUAGCUAAAAAUGACCCUUGGAAGGGCCCUUUAGAGAGUCUCCCAGAACGUGCUUUUGAAGGUGUUGCAGAUUGGGAGAGGAACUUGAUUCAAGACCGGGUCCGUUCCCUGCGUGGAACUUGAGGAUACUGGUGUCAUUUCCACACAAAUUUCCAGAGUGGUUGAAUUGGAGACUCAAAAGCAUUAUGUUAUGGCAGGAAGUGAAGCUGAAGGGGCAAUAUCAAGGGUAUACUCAAAAGCAAGAUUCAUCACAUCUAUACUCAUAAUCUAUGAUCUAUCUUUAAAUACGAAAAUAAGAAAUUUUAUUGUACAAUUACACAUAAAAUAUUGAGUAUCUGACACUCCCAAAUGCAAUAUUAGUUGUAAAAGCUUUCAUUACUGCCAUUUAGUACUCAAUUUUCAAGUAA